AGAUUCAGCAGCUGUCGCUCGUCUUCCUCGCCGCCGGGAGGCACGAGACCUCCGUAUGUGAGGGUUUUGCCUCUUCCUCCGGCGACCGGAUCGGAGGUGGCCGCGGCCGUGGUCGGGUUCCGGACGGGGCUUUUCUUGCGAUGGAGGCGGCCGCCGCCAAGCAGGCCCGCACGGCCCGCGGCUCGGCACCGGACCGGCUGAGCGCCCUGUCGGACGAGCUCCUCUGCCACGUCCUCUCCUUCCUCCCGUCCCGGCAGGCGGUGCAGACCACCGUGCUGUCUAAGAGGUGGAUGGAUCUGUGGCGUUCAGCAGCAGCGAUUUCAGAGGAGGCCACUGGUGGAGGAAGCUGCAGGAUUUCACCAACAACUUGCUGAUGCUCAACAACGCCCGCUGCCUGGACGCUUUCCGGCUCGACUUGUUUUGGGCUACUGAGUUUCCCGAUCUGUGUCGCGACACCGAGAGAUGGGUCCGCCGUGGCAUCAAGUGCCAGCCUCCUGUGUUCCAGAUUCGUGUUUACCGCGACAUCUUCAGGUACCACUUCCAGAUCCCCCGCCUUGGCUCCGGCUUUCAUCUCCUCAAAAGCUUGGAGCUUGUGGGUGUCUUUGGACCCUUGCUUCUCGGAGCGGCUCAGUUCUGGAUGCCCAGUCCUGGAAGAUUUGCUCCUCCACAACUGUGCCAACAACUUUGCUGUCGUUCAAUCCGACACGCUCAGGAACUUGGUAGUUCGUGCUUGUACAAGUCGGGUUGCAGAUACAUUGGUCGUCAGGGCUCCUUGUCUAGCUUCCAUGUUCCUGGACUCUAGUUGCUACAACAAUGGUCUGUCGUUAGAGGCAGGAAAUUCCCUUGUCAAGGCAUCAAUUUCUGUAAUGCCUGAACAGUUAUCUCCAAGAACUGAAGCCAUUCUUCUUGGCAGUCUAUUCAGUGUGACAAGUUUGGAGUUGCAAUUCUUUCAAGCAAUGGCUUUCUUAGAUAACGAGUUAGAUAAGUUCCCAAUGUUCGACAACCUGAGAACCUUGUCUCUCAGCUACUGUUUCUUCAGCGAACGGGAUGCUGAUAAAUUGAAGGCUCUUGGGAGAUUUCUGCACAAGUCUCCAAAUCUGGAGGAGCUUAUUUUGCAGGAUUUCUGGCUCCCAAAAGUUUCCAUGGGACGGAAAGGAAAGGCCAAGCUGAAGAAGACAUAUCCUCGGUUUGGGAACCUUGUGCGGUUCCAAUGCCGGAAGCUGAAAUAUACUGAAAUCAUAUAUGAGAAGGGUGUCAAAAUCCAGGAGCUGGUCAGUUUUUUGCGGGCAUCUCAGGCUCUGCAACAAAAAAUAAUAUAACGCUCACCAAAGUUUGAAGAAAUGAAGAACCUAUGAGGCUGAGGUUUGCCUCGAACUUGCUAGGCAGUAGACUAUCUUAGCUUUCAGACGUACUACCUGUUGUAAAACAUAUGGUCAACAAGUUUAUCCUCUCAGCCUUUAUCUGGAUGACUUAAUCCCUUUUUGCGUUUGCCAUGGAGCGUGUGUGGAGACCAAGACCAUCAAUGCAUGAAGUGCUAAAUAAAAGGAAGUCAUGAUAAAUGGAUGAUGAUUUACAGUAAUAGUUUUUUCAUGACCUUCCGCUAACAAUUGCAUGCUUACAAAGAAAAAGGCAUGCAUUGAUAUAUAUAGCCCGAUGCUGCUGGGUCUUGAUGCCGCUCAAAGUGAUUCAUCGUGACCUAACAAUUCCGUUGCCUUUUCCCCUUCAUUCACGAGGUCUAUGCAUAUGGGGGGCACAAGAUGGACUCUGAAUGAUGAAGCAUUGGAGAAAACCAAUAUACCAUGAUAAGUUUUACAUUUUCAUCCCACCCAGCUCAUGUGGAAGGUACGGCAGACGAAGAUCCAGGAGCAUUCAAUUUGCAAUUGCAGAUAAGUUUUACAUGUUCAUCUCACCCAGCUCAUGUGGAAGGUACGGCAGACGAAGAUCCAGCAGCAAGUUGACUUUGGUGCCUUUAACCACUCCUGGUGUUGUCAAUACCCAAUUGUGCCCUCUGAUACGCUUGGAUUAGUUAGUGUGGCAAUGCCUGCAUCUCAGAGACAGUGUGGAGAGAGUGAUUGACUGAUUAUUGUUAUAAACUGUAUAGAAAAUCAACUUAUGUAUACCAACAUCUGUUGUGUUGUUGUACGGCACUGUUUUAGAAAUUGUUCUUCUUUUAACCAUCUUUGUCAA
Messenger RNA from Setaria italica (foxtail millet), 2187 nucleotides. RefSeq lists its product as uncharacterized. The transcript has 4 exons. The record is from RefSeq and is a predicted model, not a curated record. Lineage: Eukaryota; Viridiplantae; Streptophyta; Magnoliopsida; Poales; Poaceae. Bases 786 to 1319 code for a protein of 177 amino acids.